Molecule: messenger RNA, 2681 nt
Organism: Olea europaea var. sylvestris
Lineage: Eukaryota; Viridiplantae; Streptophyta; Magnoliopsida; Lamiales; Oleaceae
Product: histidine kinase 3-like
Exons: 7
Coding region: 884-2539 (551 amino acids)
Biological process (GO): signal transduction
Molecular function (GO): phosphorelay sensor kinase activity
Source: RefSeq, a predicted model, not a curated record
AGUGGAAAUAUACCUUAUCUGCCCUUAAUUAAAUUAUUGUUUAUAUUUUAUUCUUGCAAUAAUUACUGUAUUAAAAUAUUUUAACAUUUUAACAUUAUUUUUUCAUUUUCUUGGAUUGUUUUGAAGCGGAUGAAUUGGGAUAUAGAUAAUGGAGCUGUGCUAGCAGACAUUUCUACAACCAUAUUCCCUAAUCUUGCUUUUGCAGAUUCUUGUUCAAUAGCGUCCAUAUGAAUCAAAAGUCUGAUUUUUUCUUCUAGUUUUUCUCAUUCUCUCUACAUUAUUACUGCUUAUUGCACCCAUAAUCUACUUAUUUUAAACUCAAACAGGCUUGAAAUUGAGUCAAACUCAAAACCUCAAACACCCACAUGCUUGAUUAGUUUGAUUUCAAGAUUUCAUGAAGACCCUUUGAAUGCAAGAUUGUGCUGUCAGGUUCUUUGUCGGGUGUUUUGAUUUGAUUGCUAUUCUUAAAAUAAUAUUUGCUUAGUUUGUUUCUAUCUAUUUCUCCAUCUGGAUUUUUGGUCGUUAUCUGAAUGUUUUAAAGGAGCUGUUUGGAAAUUGAAAAAAGCUGGAAUCUUGGGAAAUUCUUCCUCUGAUGUGGGUGUUCAAGAUGUUCUUUCCCUCAAUUCUUGGUCUUUAUCAUACAAAUUUGAAGCAAUUUGGUGGAUAAGAUAUAAUUUUCUAACUGGAGGGUUGGGAGGUCGUAGAUUCACAUGAAAUAGCAUUCUGAAUUUCACUUAAUAUCUUUAGAUUCAUACGAGCAUAGCUGGAAUUCAGAAAGUGUUUUCAAUUUGGUAUUGUUUGAGGUUAUUUUUAGAGGUUAAUUUCUUGGUUACGUGAGUUUAUCCAUGUAAUUGGAUUUGGCUUUAAGGUGGGUAUCAGCUUUAUGUCACGUUGCUGGUUUUUGUCUCUGAUUUCUCUGAAUUCGUUGAGUAAUGGUGUUAUCAUGACUACCAAGACCGGUUGGCUUGAUGAUGGAGGACGGAUAUUUAUGAAAUUGUGGGAUUUGAUUUCGGAGAGUGGUUAUAAGUUCCACCAUCAUUAUUCCCAGUACAUUGGGUCGAGAAAAGUUAGGAAAAAUUGGUGGAGGAAGCUUUUAUGGGCAUGGAUAGGGUUCUGGAUCGCGGCAUCAGUUUGGGUGUUCUGGUACAUGAAUUCGCAGGCUUACGAGAAGAGGAAAGAGACACUUGCGAGUAUGUGUGAUGAGAGGGCUAGGAUGUUGCAAGAUCAAUUUAAUGUUAGUAUGAAUCAUAUACAGGCUAUGUCUGUUUUGAUUUCAACCUUCCACCACGGCAAGAACCCUUCUGCCAUUGAUCAGAAUACUUUCGCGAGGUACACAGAAAGAACAGCUUUUGAAAGGCCCCUCACAAGUGGGGUGGCAUAUGCUGUAAGGGUUCGACAUUCUGAAAGAGAGCAAUUUGAAAAUGAACAAGGCUGGACCAUUAAGCGAAUGGAUGAUGUCGACCAAACCCCAGUUCAUGAAGAUGAGUAUGAUCCAGCAGGCCUUGAGCCAUCACCGGUUCAGGAGGAAUAUGCCCCCGUGAUUUUUGCCCAAGAUACUGUUGCACAUGUAAUUUCUGUUGAUGUGCUCUCAGGAAAGGAAGAUCGUGAGAAUGUAUUACGUGCAAGAGAAUUAGGAAAAGGUGUCCUCACUGCUCCUUUUCCGUUACUCAAAACAAACCGCCUUGGAGUAAUAUUGACUUUUGCUGUCUAUAAAAGAGAUCUCCCCCCUAAUGUAUCUCCAAUGGAAAGGAUCCAAGCAACUGCCGGGUAUUUUGGUGGAGUUUUCGACAUUGAAUCACUCAUAGAGAAAUUACUUCAACAGCUUGCCAGCAAACAAACUAUCCUUGUGAAUGUGUAUGAUACGACUAAUAUCUCCGAUCCUAUCAGCAUGUAUGGUUCAAAUAUGUCGACUGAUGGGCAGCCUCAUAUCAGUGCUCUUAACUUUGGAGAUCCUUUCAGAAGGCAUGAAAUGCAUUGCAGAUUCAAACAAAAACUGCCAUGGCCAUGGAUAGCAAUAACAACAUCUAUUGGCAUCCUUGUAAUUGCGUUGCUCAUAGGGCAAAUAUUCCACGCCACAAUGAAUCGAAUAGCCAAAGUUGAGGAUGGUUAUCAUCAGAUGAUGGAGCUUAAGAAACGUGCCGAGGCUGCUGAUGUUGCAAAGUCGCAGUUUCUUGCUACGGUUUCCCAUGAAAUCAGAACCCCAAUGAACGGCGUUCUUGGGAUGCUGCGAAUGCUUUUGGAUACCGAUCUUGAUGAAACUCAACAAGAGUAUGUCAGAACUGCACGAGACAGUGGUAAAGCUUUAGUUUCACUCAUGAAUGAGGUUUUGGACCAAGCAAAGAUUGAAUCUGGUAAACUUGAGCUGGAGGCAGUUUGCUUUGAUUUGAGGGCAAUUCUGGAUGAUGUUUUAUCACUAUUUUCUGGAAAAUCACGAGGGGUCAAGGUAUCCCAUUUGAAGCUCAAUCACGUGUAUUCAUCCCCUUCAUGCAAGUUGGGCCCUCGAUCACAAGAACACAUGGUGGCACAGGUAUUGGGCUAAGCAUAAGCAAAUGUUUGGUCCAUCUAAUGAAAGGUGAAAUUGGGUUUGUAAGCUCGCCACAGAUUGGAUCCACCUUUACUUUUACAGCUGUUUUCACCACUGGCUGCUUCAGUGUGAAUGACCAGAAGAGUCAGCAAAUUAA